Verticillium alfalfae VaMs.102 is the source of this 444-nucleotide messenger RNA. RefSeq lists its product as hypothetical. The record is from RefSeq and is a predicted model, not a curated record. NCBI's taxonomy places the organism in Eukaryota, Fungi, Ascomycota, Sordariomycetes, Glomerellales, Plectosphaerellaceae. The coding region runs from base 1 to 444 and encodes 147 amino acids. The transcript has 3 exons.
AUGGGCAGCGUGGCUGUUUUCAAGGUCCUCAUUGUUCCGGCCGUCAUCUCCCUGAUCCUUUUCCUCACAUUGACCUUCGUCCUCGCUCCCCUCUGGCGCAAGACUCGCGAGCGCUACGGCCAAUACGUUCCCGUGCACGCGAUACAGAGCAGCACCCUCUCCUUCGGCCAAAGUGUUCGCAGUGGCGUCUCCGGCCUCAUGGAACGAUCAAUAUGGCGCCGAAACGCGUCCCAAGGCGUGGCCAUCGGCAGCGAUCACUCCGACGAUGGCUUUGCAUCCGAUGACGGCGAGGAGCUCGGUCAAGUCAACCAGAACACGCGGCAGGCUAUUGCCGAGGAUGCGCGACGCAGCAGCCCAGAGAGCACGAGGAGGUUGAGUAGGGAUUUGGAAGAAGGAUUCAGGGAUGACAGCGACGACGAGGACAAUGGGCGUCGAGCCAGAUAG